This is a messenger RNA of Brassicogethes aeneus, 2130 nucleotides long. NCBI's taxonomy places the organism in Eukaryota, Metazoa, Arthropoda, Insecta, Coleoptera, Nitidulidae. The record is from the annotation of a GenBank genome assembly.
AAAAGAGCGUCGAGAGAACGAACAAACGAACGAACAAACAUUGUUGGUUAAGUGUCGCGCGCGCAUGAUCCUCCAAAACAUUUACCAACUACAAACUUCACAAAUCGCGCUAACCGGACUCAGUAUCUAGUUGGCUUGGGCAAGCGCACGCACGUGUGGUACCCAAGUAGGCUCUGUUCUCUUCUGUCAACACAUUCUCUUACUUGUGAUUCUUCGAUUCUACGAUUGGCAACUAGUCGCAACCGCGAAAACUUAAAUGAAAAUUUUUUUCUACUGUUGAGUUUCAAUUUUCGGUGGUGGCGUUCCUCUUCCCGGACUCCGGAUUCAAUUGGAUUUUUUUUAAAGUGUGGUGCUAAAUAAAACUGUCAGUGAAAUUAUUUAGUUAAUGGAUAAACACGAGAGAAGAAUAACGAAUUCGAUUAGAAAGUGCGUACGCAAGUGCGUGGAUAAAAAACUAUAAAUUUUAAGCAGCAAAUUUCGGCAAAGUGAAAGUGGACCCGCUGAGUGAAAGUUUUGUAUUGUUAGUUUCGGACAGUUAAACAGAAUCAUGGAUUCACCCCAAAUGUACGACAACCAACAGCAUUCGCAAAAUAAUGCUGUCAUUAACAAUGAAGCAAAAAAAACCGUAAUUAUGAACAACAAUAAUAAUAACAACAAUCUGACGACGCUGAACAAUAAUACCGGGUCAAAGCAGACGACGGCGUUACUAAAGCAGCAUCAGCUGCAACAGUACCAGCAGCACGGGGAGCUAAGUGACCUCAACACCCCGGAAAUCUCACUGGACCUGCAGGGACUUAUCGACGAUUCUCAGUUCAGUGAUGGGUUGUUUACUGACAUUCUGCAAAGCCAACAGGGCAAACACAUCCAGAAUCUGCAUUCUCGACAAGUUAUGGGGGUGCAAAACACAAACUAUCCCAGAACGACGCUGGCUUACAUGCCGCAGCCGGUUCACAGUGGUGCUACGUAUUCGGCAACUCAAAACUCUAACAGUGACUCUAACAGUUCCAUUGCAAGUGACGUGCCCAGCAUCAAAGAAGAACCCGUUGAUCCCCAGGAAUUCUCCAGAGGACAACCAUGCAACAUCAUUCCAAACAACUACAUAGCAGGAUAUCCGACGAAUCCUGGUGCGACCUUCACCAACCUGACUCCCAGCCCAGUGAUACAUCACCAGUUAAACAUGAACGCCAUGAAAAACAAAUCGGUGAUGCUAAAUAAUCACGUGGCAAGGAAAAAUAUGAAACCGUGCGACAAGAAUAGCGACGAAUAUAGGCGAAGGAGAGAAAGGAACAAUAUCGCUGUGAGAAAGAGUAGAGAGAAGGCGAAAGUGCGUACCAGAGAAACGGAAGAAAAAGUGAAAAUUCUCAUCAAAGAAAACGAAAGACUGCAAAAAAGGAUAGAAUUGCUGACGGAGGAACUAAACGUCCUUCGAAGUCUGUUUUCGAACGUUGGGGUUCUGCCAGAGCAUGUACACCGAGAGAUUAACAAACACCUGGACAACUUCCAGCUGCAGCACCAACAGCAACAGCAUAUGUCCGAAGACAAUAGGCAAAGAAUGAUGGAAAUAGUGCACGACUACGGGCCAUAGCCUUCAUGAAAAGCUCUAAUGUUAGGUGUUAGGUAAUACGAAUUCGAAGCUUUAAUUUUGUGAGACAAAAUCUAAAUUUGUUAUAGACUAUAAAACGAAUGUUCGGAGAGUUACUUUACCGUGGAUCUUAAAGAUUCGUUUUAGUAUAAUUCUAGAUCUCCUUUAUUUUUACAAUAAUGACGUGUUCUGGACUAUUUAAUUUAUUAGUAAGUACUAAGUGACGUUCUGCAAUGAAAUUAUUACUAUUUUUUUUUAACUCCGCCAGAGUCUAAAUCCAUCGAACCAAAAUAAUUUCUUUGCAAAACGACCCAAGUUUGUUAACGGGUAUUAAUGAUACAUUAUAGUUUUAUUCCGUUCAAUUUUUGUGAUCAAUAAUAAAAUUGUAUUUAAAAUACGAAUAUAUUUUUUAACCGAUGCAAUCAUGUACCUUUUUUAUUAUUAGUAAAUUAAUUGUAUUUUUGGAUAUGUUUUUUACAAAAAUAUAUCGUUGUUGUAUCUUUAUUAUUUUAUUGUAAUAUAUUGUUAAAUUUAAGCCUAUUUUGUAA